CACCGGAAGUAUUAAGGUUUUACGAGGGAUACAGGGAGUUGUGUCCAUUGUCAACAAAAAUUCGGUGCACUAUAACUAGAUACUGUCUAGAGAUACCUUGUGUUUUAUUACGUUAUUACGUGUUUGUUCAUCUAAAACAAUUUCUGUUGAAUAGGCAUUGAAAAAGGCACUGUUGAUAAAAAUGAACGUGGUUUUAGCUGUCAAGCAGUACGUCUCCAAAAUGAUAGAAAGCAGUGGAACGGGGAUGAAGGUUUUGCUCAUGGAUAAAGAGACGACCAGCAUCGUGAGUAUGGUCUACACACAGUCCGAGAUCUUGCAAAAAGAGGUCUACCUGUUUGAACGCAUUGACUCGCAGAACCGAGAGAGCAUGAAACAUCUGAAGGCCAUCUGCUACCUGCGACCCACUAAGGAGAAUGUGGAGAAUCUUAUCCAGGAGCUGCGUCGGCCGAAGUACAGCGUCUACUUCAUCUAUUUCAGUAACGUCAUUAGUAAGAGUGAAGUGAAGGCCUUGGCAGAGGCAGAUGAACAGGAGGUCGUUGCAGAGGUUCAGGAGUUCUAUGGAGAUUUUAUCGCUGUGAAUCCUCAUCUUUUCUCCCUCAACCUACAUGGAGUAUCCAGGGGUCGCAGCUGGGAGCCUAUUACUCUUCCACGUGUCACUCAAGGCCUGACCUCUGUGCUGCUGGCCUUGAAGAAAUGUCCCAUGAUCCGCUACCAGCUCUCUUCUGACAUGGCCAAGAGACUGGCUGAGAGUGUUAAGCAAAUCAUCACCAAGGAGUAUGAGCUUUUUGACUUCAGAAAAACAGAAGUAUCUCCUCUCCUCCUAAUUCUGGACAGAAGUGACGAUGCCAUCACACCCCUCCUUAACCAGUGGACAUAUCAGGCUAUGGUCCAUGAGUUACUUGCCCUCAAUAACAAUAGAAUAGACCUGUCCCGUGUGCCCGGCAUCAAUAAAGACCUGAAGGAGGUGGUGCUGUCUGCAGAGAAUGAUGAGUUUUAUGCCAAUAAUCUGUAUUUAAAUUUUGGUGAGAUUGGAACAAAUAUUAAGAAUUUAAUGGAGGACUUCCAGAAGAAAAAGCCAAAGGGGCAGCAGAAACUGGAGUCCAUUGCUGACAUGAAGGCAUUCGUGGACAACUACCCACAGUUUAAGAAGAUGUCAGGCACAGUGUCCAAGCAUGUGACGGUGGUGGGCGAGCUCUCACGUCUGGUCAGUGAGAGGCUGCUGAUGGAGGUGUCUGAGGUAGAACAAGAACUGGCCUGCCAAAAUGACCAUUCCAGCGCCCAGCAGAACGUCCGGCGGUUGCUGCAGAAUCCACGUGUGGCAGAGCUGGACGCGGUGCGACUGGUGAUGCUCUACGCCCUGCGCUAUGAAAGACACAGCAGCAACAUCCUGCCCAGCCUUCUGGAGGAGCUCAACAGAAGAGGCGUGUCUGAGAGGUACCGCAAGAUGGUACAGUCUGUGAUUGAAUAUGGAGGCAAGCGAAUCAGAGGAAGUGAUCUCAUUACCCCCACAGAUGCUGUGGCCAUCACAAAGCAGUUUUUCAAAGGACUCAAGGGUGUUGAGAACGUCUACACCCAGCACCAACCCUUGCUGCAUGACACACUGGAUCAACUGAUUAAAGGCCGUUUGAAGGACAGCCAGUUCCCAUACCUUGGGCCAAACUCUCUGCGGGACAGGCCACAGGACAUUAUUGUGUUCAUCAUCGGAGGGGCAACAUAUGAGGAAGCACUUACUGUUUACAACCUGAACCGCACUAUGCCAGGGGUGCGCAUUGUGCUUGGGGGAACAACAAUUCACAACACCAAGAGCUUCCUGGAGGAGGUGACAUCAUCAGUUGGUUUGGGGCAUGGUGGAGACAGGACACAUGGAGCCGGUCGUCCGCCAACCAGACGCUGAGCACUCAUUCAUGUCUCUUUCCGCUGCAUGGACAGAGUGCUGCAUGUGCUCUGAGCCCAAAGCUGUCUUCAUGCUUCUCUAGCUCCUACUGCAGACAUUUCUGUCCAGUGCUGAAUAUGAGAUACUAUACUAUAAGUAAAAAAAAUCCAUGAUAUUGCAUAGGUGUCUAUGAUGUUCCAAACUAUGUGAAACUAAGAAAAGUUACAUGUGAUCGACCUUAUAUAAUCCAAAUUAAGUUGGACAUUAUGAUAUUCCCAAAGAAUGUUGACAGCACUACAUCAACGCGACGACCACACCCACCUCCCAAAAGUAACUGCAUAGAAAGAGAAUUAUUCCUAUAUAAUAUUUGUGCUCUGCUCUGUGUGAAUAAUGUAGAUGUCCUCAUUGUUCCUGUGAAAGCUAAAAUCAGAGUCGUGUAGUCUCAAAAUGAUCUGUUAUUUGGCAGACUGCAGAUAACACUUAAGUGACAAACAAGUGGCCUUUCUUCAAGUUGGCAGUGGUUUCAUUUUAUGUUAGUGUAUCUAAUGCAAGUGUGUAAGGGUAAAGAAAUAUUAAUUAUUCCUUCUGCAUCAGUGCUGAAUUAUACCUGCAAAUAUGUCUUUAAAAAGACAACCAUAUGAAAUUUAUACAUGUUUGUGGUUUAUUGGGCAUUUCAUUUGUUACUGAUUUAAUGUAGUGUUGAUACACAGUUACUGACAGUAAUUGUAAUUUCAUCACUCCUAAAAUGAUAGAUGAUUGGUUCAUCCGCCAGCACUAAUAGUUAGUGCUUAUAUCAUUAAAAGAAAUAAUUUGACUUCUAUAUGACAAAUGUUUAACUUUCUUUUUUCUUUCUUUUUCUGUUAGUUAAUCAUUUGUGAUGGACAGGACCUUUUUGGGAAAAUGCAGAUAUGUCCUGAAUGGACACUUGAAUUUACACCUAAUAUAAUAUGUGACCACAGCUGCAGUAAGAUCAAUACAGACCACUGGUUUGGUGUGACUGUGUAUGCCCUUGUAUCCCACCUUUUCUAUGUCCUUAUAAUUCAUCUUUGGCAAUUGUACAGUGUGAUAUACUGAAGAAACUAAAUAUUUUAUGACUAAGCCUAAUAAACAAAAAGAAAGCCUUGGUUAGGUAAGUAAUCAUCACUAUGUUCUAAAAUUAAACUGAAAAAAAAUCUA
Molecule: messenger RNA, 3049 nt
Organism: Electrophorus electricus (electric eel)
Lineage: Eukaryota; Metazoa; Chordata; Actinopteri; Gymnotiformes; Gymnotidae
Gene: vps45
Product: vacuolar protein sorting 45 homolog
Biological process (GO): vesicle-mediated transport
Source: RefSeq, a predicted model, not a curated record